AUGCUGAACGCGAUGCUGCGCCGGAGCCGUGCGGACGGUACCGCGCUCAAGUUAAAGGGUUCAUUACCAGGCAGAGUCCAUGCCUCAAAGGUAUCAAUGACAUCUCGACAAUCUCUAUCUCGCUCGUUACACACUCAUCGACGACCUAUCCCCCAAUGGCGCACCUUGGCACCGGUAUUCACGCCGAUCCGCUACAAAUCAGAAAUUGCGACCAAGGUCGAGCCUUUGAAACGAUCUGCCAUCGUGAACGCUUUAUACAAGGUCUUUACAUACUGCGGAUUUUUCAUUGUCUCUACUGGUGCUGUUGUGGUUGCCUUCUUCAUUUACGACGCUAGUACAUACCACGAAUCUACGACGGCCGCCGACAUCCCGGUCUCGGAGCUGGCUCUCAACCCGCGCCGUGGAGGCCCGAAGAACCUACCCAUCGCGGAUGUUCUUGUUGGCGACUAUGACUCCGAGUCUAUGCUGGAGCAGAAGGACAAGCCUCGUCUGGUUAUCCUAGGUACAGGCUGGGGAAGCAUUGCGCUACUCAAGAACUUGAACCCGGCCGAUUAUCACGUUACUGUCGUUUCCCCUACUAAUUACUUCUUGUUUACUCCUAUGUUGCCGUCUGCUACCGUAGGCACUUUGGGCCUGCGGUCUCUUGUUGAACCCGUUCGGCGUAUCAUUGACCGCGUCAAUGGGCACUUCCUCAAGGCUUCGGCGACUGAUGUUGACUUCUCGGCGAAAUUGGUCGAAGUCUCUCAGGUUGACAACGAUGGUGUGACGAGGAGCUUUUAUCUGCCAUAUGAUAAGCUUGUUGUUGGUGUCGGCUGUGUCACGAACCCACAUGGUGUCAAAGGUCUUGAAAAUUGUAACUUCCUGAAGACCAUUGAUGAUGCUCGUCGGAUUAAGAACAAAGUGCUGGAGAAUAUGGAGCUGGCUUGUCUCCCCACUACCACCGAUGAGGAGCGCAGACGUCUGCUGUCCUUUGUGAUCUGUGGCGGUGGCCCUACUGGUGUUGAAUUUGCCGCUGAGCUGUUUGAUCUUCUAAAUGAAGACUUGCUCCAUUCUUUCCCUCGCAUUGUUCGCAACGAGAUAUCUGUUCACAUCAUCCAAAGCCGAACUCACAUCUUGAACACCUAUGAUGAGGCUCUCUCGAAGUAUGCCGAAGGUCGAUUUACGCGCGAUGGUGUUGAGGUGUUGACCAACGCCCGUGUUAAGGAAGUCCGUGGUGACCGCGUCCUCUUCUCUCAGGUGGAAGACGGCAAGACCGUUGUAAAGGAAAUCCCAACCGCAUUCUGCCUGUGGUCGACGGGCGUUGCCCGUGCUGAGAUCUCAGAAACUCUCUCUAAUAAACUGGAGGGACAAAAUAACAAGCAUGCCCUCGAAACCGACUCUCAUCUCCGCGUGAUCGGCGCUCCCCUAGGAGACGUAUACGCAAUUGGCGACUGCUCCACAGUCCAAAACAACGUCGCAGAGAACAUCAUCCGAUUCCUCCGCACAAUCGCCUGGGAGAAGGGCCGCGACCCGGAAAAGGUGCACCUCACCUUCUCAGAAUGGACUGAAUUCGCCGGCCGAGUGAAGAAGCGCUUCCCGCAAGCCUCGAACCAUCUGCGCCGUCUGGAUUUGCUCUUCGAACAAUAUGACAAGGACCACUCCGGCACCCUCGACUACGGCGAGCUUUCUGAACUCCUGCACCAGAUCGAUACCAAGCUCACUUCCCUUCCUGCCACUGCCCAGCGUGCUAAUCAACAGGGAGUCUACCUCGGUCGCAAGCUUACCAAGAUCGCCGCUGCUCUCCCCGGCCUCAAGGCCAACGAGAUCGACUACGGUGACCUUGACGAGGCCGUCUAUAAGGCCUUCAAGUAUAAACAUCUCGGAAGCUUGGCGUACAUCAGUAACGCUGCCAUCUUUGACUUUGGUGGCAUGAGCUUCAGCGGUGGUGUUAUUGCUAUGUAUCUCUGGCGCAGUAUCUACUUCGCUGAGAGUGUUAGCUUCCGCACACGGUGUAUGCUGGCCAUGGACUGGGGCAAGAGAGCACUCUUUGGAAGAGAUCUCAUGAGCUUUUAA
Molecule: messenger RNA, 2052 nt
Organism: Penicillium soppii
Lineage: Eukaryota; Fungi; Ascomycota; Eurotiomycetes; Eurotiales; Aspergillaceae
Product: putative NADH-ubiquinone oxidoreductase 64 kDa subunit
Exons: 5
Coding region: 1-2052 (683 amino acids)
Molecular function (GO): calcium ion binding; NADH dehydrogenase activity
Source: RefSeq, a predicted model, not a curated record